Messenger RNA from Syzygium oleosum, 3945 nucleotides. Its product is annotated as U-box domain-containing protein 43-like. The record is from RefSeq and is a predicted model, not a curated record. NCBI's taxonomy places the organism in Eukaryota, Viridiplantae, Streptophyta, Magnoliopsida, Myrtales, Myrtaceae. The coding region runs from base 706 to 3747 and encodes 1013 amino acids. The transcript is spliced from 4 exons. Gene Ontology annotation, molecular function: protein binding; ubiquitin-protein transferase activity. Gene Ontology annotation, biological process: protein ubiquitination; cell surface receptor signaling pathway.
UAUCGAUUUUCCGCAACAUCGAUUUUCGACUUUAUAGACUCGCGUGAUCUUGCUACGAAGCGAGACCGACCAAUGAUGAUGCCGUUCAGAAAGGAAUCGUGCAGGUUGUCCUAACUACCAACCGUCACAUCAACUGUCGCUGCCCCGACAAAGACCAGGGUGGUGAGAAAAAGAUGCGAACUUUCCCGGAAAAUCCCGAAAAGUGUCGAAGGCUGCCUCGGAUUUUCCCGGAUCGAGAAAGAACGAGCAAGCUGCCCCCCUCCCCCCAGACCACGUCAAAAACGAAACGGGAUCAUCAUGUAAUGUAAUGUAUUUUUAAUAUGCAAAGACCGGAACUUUUGUCGUCCAAGGAAGCAUUGACUCGGGCAAGUCUUCGUAUUCCCGUACGGAAACGCCCGGCGAGCUAUAAUUCGUGCUUCGCGUCUGCCCGCUUCUCACCGCACGUUCGAGUCGUUGCGGAGACAGCGAUCUGGUGGGGGAUCUCGGGGGCUUGCGCAGUUCUUUGGAGAAUACGAGAGAACUUGUUCACAACGCCAUCUUUCCAUCAACAAAUAGCUGUGCUGGAUCCUUUCACCGCGUGGAGUGGAACAUGACUUGUUAUAAACUACAGGUCAUAUGGAUGCAGCUCGAAUCUGAAGAUUUUCGAUGAUGUUGUUGAACAUUUGAGCAAGGAAAUAACCCAUUCUCUUAAUCUUGUGCUCAACCAUGGCCUUGGAGCUCAUUCCCAUUGGCACAAUCUUGGCUGUGCUGACUAACCAGGUCAUCAAAACAGCUCAAGCUGCAAAAGACAUUCUCGUCGAGAAAGAUAGUUUCAGAGUCCUGUCAAAACACCUGUUUGACAUAGAACCUGUUCUGAAGGAAUUGCAGCUCCAAGAGUUAAACGACUCGCAAGCCGCUCGGCUAGCACUGGAAUCCCUCGAAACUGAUGUUAAGAAGGCUAGUAGCUUGAUCGAGAAGUAUAGGAACCGAUCUCGGUUUUACUUGUUGGUCAGGUGCAGAUACAUAGUGAAGGAGGUAGAACAAGUGACAAGGGACAUAGGAAGGUCCUUGGCUGCCCUAUCUCUCGCAAACACUGAAGUGUUGUCCAACAUUUCAGAUCAGGUAAAUAGGCUGCAGAAUGAAAUGCAGAGAGUGGAACUUGAAACUUCGCAUUCUCAGCUCCAAAUAAUUGACAAGUUAAACCAGGGCAUUAAGGACCAAAAAUGGGAUCAAGGCUUUGCGAAUGACAUGCUUGAAGAAAUAGCACGCGCCGUUGGUGUAAAUGUUGAGCCGUCUGCAAUAAAUGAGGAAUUGGAAAGUUUCAGGAAGGAAAAGGAAGAAGCCGCACACCGAAAGGAAAAGGCUGAAGAAUAUUUCUUGCAACAGGUUAUUGCACUGCUCUCCCGGGCAGAUGCUGCAAUUAAUUACGAAGAAUUAAGAACCCGGUAUUUCCAAAGAUUCCAGGUCAUUGUGGGUUAUGAUGAAAGGGAAGAACAAAUCCCGCCACUGAAUGCCUUUGUUUGUCCUAUAAAUCAGACAACAAUGGUUGAUCCUGUGAGCCUUUGCACUGGUACCACCUGUGAGAGAGUGGCCAUCGAGGCUUGGCUUGAAAGUGGCGAGAAAACUGAUCCCGGAACGGGAGAGGUUCUUCAGGACACUUCUCUGAGGUCAAACCUUCUGCUGAGACAGUCGAUAGAAGAAUGGAGAGAGCUUAAUUACUGUCUGAAAAUCAGAUGCUGCAAACGUAACUUGUCCUCUGGUUCUGAUGAGUCGGUGAAAGAGGCUCUCUGCCAAAUUCAAGAACUUGUGAGAGAAGAUUCUGUUAACAAGGAUUGGAUCUUCAUAGGAGGACUGGCGGACAUCAUUAUCUCUAUUCUAGGGAACUCACACAACAAAGAUGUGAAGAGGAGGAUACUUAUUACCUUAAAGGAGGUCGUGGAAGGGCAUGCAAGAAGUAAGGAACAACUAGUUGAGUCCAAAGGUUGGGAUUACAUCAUUCCUUGUUUGGGGCGUGAUCCAAGCAUCUCAAAGGCAGCUAUUGCAUUGUUAUUCGAGCUAUUGCAAGAUAGAUCUGGUUGGAAUGUGUCUGCAUGCAAGAAACUGUCUCAGCAGUGCAGUUCUAUUCUUUUCCUUGUGACACUUUUGAGAGGUCCGGAGACGGAAUCAGCAGAGUAUGCCAAGAAGAUCUUGGAUAAGUUGCUCGAUGUGGAUGAGGAGAACAUAUCCUGUGCUGCUAGGUCAGGCUGGUACAAUCCGCUUGUUGAUCGCAUAGUUCAAGGUCCACAGUCAUCGAGAACGUCGAUGGUGACAUAUCUGGUCGAUAUGGAAUUGGUCGAUGCAAAUCUGGAGAUCAUUGGUAAGAUGGGGGUAAUACCACCGUUGCUUGAGAUGCUACUGGGCAGAUCUGAAUCAAAGGAGCUGUCUCUCCGUGCGCUGGUCAAGCUAUCAAGUUGCGGCGCCAACAAAGAACUUCUAGCUGCUUCUGAUGGGGUCUCUCACAUUAUAAAACUAAUGUUCACAUCCCACGAGCGUCCGGCUAUAAUAAUCAAAUGCUGUGAACUCCUUGAGAAACUCACUUCUGAUGGAGAUGGAAUCAAAUUCCUUGUCAAUGGAAGAGGCACCCAACUUGAGUUAGAACCGAUCAUAACUGGUAUGUUAGCGUUUCAACAGAGUGCCAGCUCAUCAAAUGCGCGGAGACCGGCCUUGCGUGUGAUUCUAGCUAUUUGCAACUCCGAACCUGAACUGGUCAAGAAGGCAGUUUUGGCUGCAAAUGGAAUAUCCAUUGUCCUUCCACUCAUCGAUGACUCAGACUCGGAAAUCCGUGAAGUUGCAAUAAAACUUCUCUUCCUCUUUUCACAGCAUGAACCGCACGGAGUUGUUGAGUACCUUCUUAGGCCAAGAAGAUUGGAGGCCUUAGUGGGGUUUCUUGAGAAUGAAGAUAAGAGUGAUGUGCAGAUGGCAGCAGCUGGCUUACUGGCCAAUCUUCCAAAGUCAGAAGUAUCACUAACUACGAGGCUAAUCGAGUUGGAUGGAGUUGAUGCGAUUGUGAAAGUAUUGAGAUCAGGAACCAUGGAAGCAAAAGAGAAUGCCCUUAGUGCACUCUUCAGGUUCACAGACCCCGCAAAUGUGGAGUCACAGCGUAUUGUGGUCGAGCAAGGAGUUUAUCCUCUACUAGUAAACUUUCUCCGGGUCGGUUCUGUGACAGCCAAGGCAAGAGCAGCAGCUCUCAUCGGUAAUCUAUCAAUGAGCACUCCAAGGCUCGUUAUGGCCACUAAACCUAGCUUUUGCUGGUGUUUCAGUGCACGUGUGCAUCUAUGCCCGGCCCACGGCAGCAAAUGUAGUGUUGCCUCCACGUUCUGUCUCCUGGAGGCCAAUGCUUUGCCUGAUUUAGUCGAACUCUUGAGGAUACAGGUUCAUGCAACAGCAUACGAAGCAAUUCAGGCACUUUCCACGCUGGUGAGGGAAGGAUCUCCCAACAGAGGUGCAACCACUCUGCACGAAGCCAAUGCUAUCAGGCCCCUCUUGGAGAUCUUGACAUGGGGAAUGGAUUCACUCAAGGAAGAGGCUUUGGGAUUCUUGGAGAAGAUUUUCCACUCAAAGGAUAUAGUGGAACACUAUGGAUCAACGGCUAAAUUGCUUCUUGUUAGCAUGACUGGCCGGAACAUUCAUGAUGAAAGUCAUAUUGGUAGGAGGGCCGCCCGUGUUUUGUCACUUUUGGAACGAUAUUCAAAAUCGUCAACAUCUAUCAUUCCAGGAAUAUAUGGAUAGUCAUCAUCUUAAGGUCUGGAAAAAGUCUGCUGCAAUUUAUGUUGAAUUAUCUAUGUAUUUGCCCAGAUUUUCCAUGUCCCAAGUACUCAAGGUACACAGAUGGCCCCUUUAACUUGUCUAUAAUUAUGUAAAUGACAAAUUUUGUAGUUAAGUGACGAUUAAGUAUAUCAGAUUAUUAUCAGUGUGACAUUUUGCAAA